UAAAUAAAAUUAUUUGUAAAGAGGAAUCUGUGACUGUGAGCUCUCGUGCACCUUAUCCCCAUAAGAGUACCACCCAAUUCUCUCAGUUCCCUGCUCUGUGAUUCUUCUCCUCUCUUUCUUCCUCGAUCAUGAUUUCCUCCAACUUCUCCGUUUAAGUUGAUAUCUGGUUUGGUAUGGUAAGAACCGAAAUUGAAUUGAUAUGACUGUUCAGAGGAUUUUGAAGAAUGUACAGGUUUGGGAUUAACAUGUUUCUUAGAGCAAGUGGGGAUUAUUUUUGAGGAAAAUGGGGUAUGCUAUGAGUAGAUUGGAGAUAGAAUCUGAGUUCUUGGAUGGUGGUCCGGUCGUCAGUGAAGUUGGGGCCAGUCAUGGGGCAGAUGAACCGUUCGGUGAUUUGGACCAUGAGGUUGCUCAGCUUACAAAGCUCAGAUCAGGACCUCAUGAAGGGUUGAGCCAUGUCAUGCCUGGAAAAAGGGGGUUGCCUGUUUCUACGGUGAAGAUGUUGGCAGGGCGGGAAGGGAAUUAUUCAGGGAGGGGGAGAUUUACAUCUGCUGAUCGUUGUCAUAUGCUUAGCAGAUAUUUGCCUGUUAAUGGACCAUGGUUAGUAGACCGGAUGACAACCCGGGCUUAUGUCUCGCAGUUUUCACGUGAUGGUUCUUUAUUUGUUGCUGGGUUUCAGGGAAGCAACAUUAGAGUAUACAAUGUAGAUAGAGGCUGGAAAGUGCAGAAGAACAUUCUUGCCAAAAGUUUGCGGUGGACGAUUACUGACACAUCUCUUUCCCCGGAUCAGCAUUAUCUUAUUUAUGCCAGCAUGUCACCCAUCAUCCACAUUGUUAAUGUUUCAUCUCAAGAAACUGACUCCCUUGCAAAUAUUACGGAGAUACAUGAUGGUUUGGACUUUUCUGCCAUUGAUGGUGUAAGGCAUUCUUUUGGAAUAUUCUCUGUAAAAUUCUCAACUGAUGGACGAGAACUUGUUGCUGGAAGUAAUGACGACUCCAUAUAUGUUUAUGAUCUCGAAGCAAAUAGGCCUUCCCUUCGAAUACCUGCACAUGCUGCUGAUGUUAAUACCGUAUGCUUUGCGGAUGAAAGUGGCCAUCUAAUAUAUUCUGGGAGUGAUGACAAUCUUUGUAAGGUGUGGGAUAGACGCUGCUUUAUUGAGAAAGGGAAGCCAGCAGGGAUCCUGAUGGGACACCUAGAAGGUAUUACAUUUAUUGACAGCCGGGGAGAUGGUCGUUAUUUCAUUUCAAAUGGAAAAGAUCAGACUAUCAAACUUUGGGAUAUCCGUAGAAUGUCUGCUAAUGCUACUUGCAACUUAGGGCAUCGGAAUUAUGAAUGGGAUUAUAGAUGGAUGGACUACCCAGAUCAGGCUAGAGACAGGAAACACCCACAGGAUCUAUCAGUGGCUACAUAUAGAGGUCACUCAGUCUUGGGUACUCUUAUUCGCUGCUACUUUUCCCCAGCAAACAGCACGGGUCAAAAAUACAUCUACACAGGAUCUCACGAUUCUAAUGUUUACAUUUAUGAUGUGGUGAGUGGAGAGCGAGUAGCCUUACUCAGGCACCAUGGUUCAAUUGUAAGAGACUGUAGCUGGCAUCCUCAGUACCCAAUGCUCGUCAGCUCGUCUUGGGAUGGGGAUGUCGUCAAGUGGGAAUUCCCCGGAAAUGGAGAAGCACCAACCCCUGCAAACAAGAGGAGAUUGCGGAGGUAUUACAACUUAUGAAGAAUGAUUACUGCAUAUAACAUCUGUAAGCUAUUUAUGAUGGUAUAUGAUGGUCGUUUGUGUAGCAGCUCCAGUUAUUUUACAUGAUCAAAUAAGUUGUAAGCCUUGCUCACAAAACAUGGAUUAUAGGCUUCCAAAUUUGUAAAAUUUCAGCUGUACAUAAAUAAUCAGGUGAAGAUUAUGAUCUCCAUGCAAUGUAUACAGUUGAUGAUUCAAGAUUCAAGCCAUUGCGGCGCAAUAUAUACGACUACUGCUACACCCAUUUUCUUGAUGUACACAUGUACAUUGAGACGUUUUAAUGAUUAUGGAUUUGGUGCCAAUAUAAUUAUUUCAGAAAAUGAAUGUUGGUGGUAGUUUAUUGCUUGGAGUAAUGCGUCUGGUGAUGCUCUGGUCUUUGUAUUUUUUUGAGUGGAUAGGAACUUGGAACAGUCAUUAAACAGGUUGCAAAUGGCAUGGACCACUUCAGAAUCCACGGUUUCUCCCUGAUUUUCUGGCUUUUGGGUAUUAUACAAAGAGGAACAAUUCUCAUCAAAGUUGUAAUUUAAACAGGUAUAUAGGAAAAAUUUUCUCUUCAAUUUGUAUCGGCAAAUGUCAGUUUGGACUGAAAAUAAUACGUUUGCCUUUAA
Messenger RNA from Rubroshorea leprosula, 2343 nucleotides. Lineage: Eukaryota; Viridiplantae; Streptophyta; Magnoliopsida; Malvales; Dipterocarpaceae. The record is from the annotation of a GenBank genome assembly.